Colletotrichum spaethianum is the source of this 1863-nucleotide messenger RNA. RefSeq names its product pheromone-processing carboxypeptidase KEX1. Gene Ontology annotation, biological process: apoptotic process; proteolysis. The coding region runs from base 1 to 1863 and encodes 620 amino acids. The transcript is spliced from 3 exons. The record is from RefSeq and is a predicted model, not a curated record. Gene Ontology annotation, molecular function: serine-type carboxypeptidase activity. Gene Ontology annotation, cellular component: trans-Golgi network. Lineage: Eukaryota; Fungi; Ascomycota; Sordariomycetes; Glomerellales; Glomerellaceae.
AUGGCUAUCCUCUCAGUGGUGCCGGCGCUGCUACUUGUGCUGGCAUCAUGGGCCCCGACCGUGGCCGCCCAGAGCGCCGCCGAAUACUUUGUCCACGAACUGCCCGGCGCACCAAAGGAGCCCUUCAUCAAGAUGCACGCUGGACACGUCGAAGUGACCCCCGAACACAACGGAAACCUCUUCUUCUGGCAUUUCCAGAACCAGCACAUUGCCAACAAGCAGCGCACCGUCAUCUGGCUUAACGGCGGCCCCGGAUGCAGUUCCGAGGACGGCGCCUUGAUGGAGAUCGGCCCUUACCGAGUUAAGGACAAAGACCACCUCGAAUACAAUAAUGGCUCCUGGAACGAGUUCGCCAAUCUGCUCUUCGUCGACAACCCCGUCGGGACCGGCUUCAGCUAUGUCGAUACCGACAGCUACCUGCGCGAGCUUCCCGAGAUGGCCGACCAGUUUGUCCAGUUCCUCGAGAAGUGGUUCGCCAUGUUCCCCGAGUAUGAGCACGACGACCUCUACAUCGCAGGUGAAUCAUACGCCGGCCAGCACAUCCCCUACAUCGCAAAACACAUUCUCGAGAGAAACAAGAAGCCUGGAACCCAGCAUAUCUGGCAGCUCAAGGGUCUGAUCAUGGGUAACGCAUGGAUUUCUCCCAAAGAGCAAUACGAUGCGUAUCUCAAGUAUGCCUAUGAGAAGAAGCUCAUCGAGAAGGGAUCUCCCGUGGCACAAAAGCUCGAGCAGCAGUGGCGCAUUUGCCGAACGUCUCUGGCUGUUGCCAACACGGUCGAUUUCUCCGAGUGCGAGACCGUUCUGCAGAACCUGCUUGAGCAGACGUCCAAGGUCAACGCCAAGGGCGAGCGCGAGUGUAUCAACAUGUAUGACAUCCGCUUGCGCGACACCUACCCCUCUUGCGGCAUGAACUGGCCCCCAGACCUGGUCAACGUGACGCCCUACCUCCGCAGGAGCGAUGUCGUCAACGCACUGCACAUCAAACCCCAGAAGAACACUGGUUGGAAGGAAUGCAACGGAGCUGUUGGCGCCGCUUUCCGAGCCCAGAACUCGGCUCCUUCGAGAGAAUUCUUACCUGAUCUCCUUAAAGAGGUCCCGGUUGUCCUCUUCUCCGGCGCCGAAGACCUUAUCUGCAACCACAUGGGAACCGAAGCGAUGAUUGGUGACAUGGAAUGGAAUGGCGGCAAGGGCUUCGAGCUCACUCCCGGCAACUGGGCCCCGCGCCGUGACUGGACCGUCGAGGGCGAGGCUGCCGGUUUCUGGCAGGAGGCCCGCAACCUCACCUAUAUCCUCUUCUACAACUCCUCCCACAUGGUGCCCUUUGACUACGCCCGCCGCAGUCGCGACAUGCUUGACCGAGUCAUGAAGGUCGACAUCAGCUCCGUUGGCGGAACGCCCACCGACUCUCGUCUCGACGGCGAGCAAGGCCCCGCUACGUCGGUCGGCAACAUUGGCAACAGCACCUCCGUCGACUCGGAGACGCAGAAGAAGCUGGACGAGGCCAAGUGGAAGGCGUACUACCGCUCUGGCGAGAUCGUUCUGGUUAUUGUCAUCAUCGCUGCCAGUGCCUGGGGUUGGUACAUCUGGCGCGAUCGCCGCAAGCGCAAAGGCUACUCGGGGAUCAUGGGCAAUACGCUUCCCACUACCCAGCGCGGUACCUCCCGCGGCCUCGAGGGCUUCCGUGACCGGCGGACCGGUCGGGAUGUUGAGACGGGCGAUUUCGACGAGAGCGAGUUGGAUGAUCUGCACGUGGCGACGCCGACGACGGAAAUGGACAAGGACCGCUACAGUGUCGGAGGGGACAGCGACGAUGAGCCCCACGAGAAGCCCUCAGGGGCGAACGGUAGCCGCUCAGCGCGGUAG